AUGGCACCUGCCACGACCCCCGCUGCACCCCGCACUCCCCGGAUCCUGCGGGCAGCCCUGCUGCUCCUGCUCCUGGUCGCCGCCUGCCGACCCGCUGCAGGGGCACCCGUGGGCUCUGAACUGCGCUGCCACUGCUUGGAGACCGUGCGGGGGAUUCACUUCAAGAACAUCCAGAGCGUGACUGUCACCCCCCCGGGACCCCACUGCUCGCAAACCGAAGUCUUAACCACUCUCAAGAAUGGCCAGGAAGUGUGUCUUGAUCCAGAAGCCCCCAUGGUUAAGAAACUCAUAGAAAAGAUGCUUAAAAAGAGCCAAUCAAGCUAGAUUGAAGAAAGAAG
This is a messenger RNA of Suncus etruscus (white-toothed pygmy shrew), 338 nucleotides long. Its product is annotated as growth-regulated protein homolog gamma-like. NCBI's taxonomy places the organism in Eukaryota, Metazoa, Chordata, Mammalia, Eulipotyphla, Soricidae. The transcript is spliced from 4 exons. Gene Ontology annotation, molecular function: CXCR chemokine receptor binding; chemokine activity. Gene Ontology annotation, cellular component: extracellular region. The coding region runs from base 1 to 324 and encodes 107 amino acids. The record is from RefSeq and is a predicted model, not a curated record. Gene Ontology annotation, biological process: antimicrobial humoral immune response mediated by antimicrobial peptide; neutrophil chemotaxis; cellular response to lipopolysaccharide.